UCACAACUCUCUCGACCGGCCCGCGUCUGUGGUGGACUGUUUUGCUCUCGACGGGCGUUAAAUGGUUCAUUGACCGGGAUCACAAUGCAGAAGUGCCGCGCCGUGCAGAGCGCCUUGAGCCCCAAGGCCGUUCUCCCACUGUCGACUCCUGUGCGAGCUCAACCUCAUAUCCAGCGCAGAAACAUACAGGAUGUCUUCAUUACCCGAACCGGAUCUCCAAUUAUAAAAGUGCAGGGUGGACGGUCGUCUCUCGGAGGCCAUACCGCUACUGUUUUCGGCGCAACCGGUUUCUUGGGUCGUUAUAUUGUGAACAGACUUGGUAUGGGAUCUCCGUUAUCACGUCAAGGAUGCACUGUUAUUGUCCCAUACCGAGAAGAGAUGACAAAACGCCACCUAAAGGUUACUGGUGAUCUGGGUAGAGUUGUUUUCAUGGAAUAUGACCUCCGCAACACUCAAUCCAUCGAAGAGAGCGUACGCCAUUCGGAUAUUGUCUAUAACCUGAUCGGCCGAAACUAUCCUACAAAGAACUUUUCUUAUGAGGAUAUCCACGUUGAAGGAACUGAGCGCAUUGUGGAAUCUGUUGCGAAGUAUGACGUUGACCGAUACGUCCAUGUUUCCUCUUACAACGCGAGCCUCGACUCUCCCUCGGAGUUCUUUAGGACCAAGGCUCAAGGUGAAAAUGUUGCAAGAUCCAUUUUCCCAGAGACUACUAUCGUCAGACCAGCCCCAAUGUUCGGAUUUGAGGACAGACUCCUGCACAGACUUGCCGGAGUUACCAAUAUCUUCACAUCCAACCAUAUGCAAGAACGAUACUGGCCAGUUCAUGCUAUUGACGUUGGGCGGGCACUUGAACUCAUGCUUCAGGAAGAAUGGACCACUGCUCAGACCUUCGAGCUCUAUGGUCCCAAGAACUAUUCCACCAAGGAAAUCUCCGAGCUUGUUGACCGCGAAAUCAUCAAGAAGCGCCGACACAUUAACGUUCCAAAAGCCAUCAUGAAGCCCGCUGCCUACUGGCUGAACAGACUCCUUUGGUGGCCCAUCACAUCCGCCGAUGAAGUCGAAAGAGAAUUCAUUGACCAGCAAAUCGACCCAACUGCUAAGACGUUCAAGGACCUAGGAAUCGAGCCAACCGACCUCAACACUCUUACUUUCCACUACUUGCUUGGAUACAGAAGCUCCCAGUACGCAGAUCUACCGCCAGCUACCGAGCGCGAGCUCAGGGAGGAGAGAAAAUAUCUCCAUGUUCUGGACUCUCAAUAAACUGGUACUAUA
Messenger RNA from Nannizzia gypsea CBS 118893, 1272 nucleotides. Its product is annotated as NADH-ubiquinone oxidoreductase 40 kDa subunit. Gene Ontology annotation, cellular component: mitochondrion. The transcript is spliced from 8 exons. The coding region runs from base 85 to 1260 and encodes 391 amino acids. The record is from RefSeq and is a predicted model, not a curated record. Gene Ontology annotation, molecular function: protein-containing complex binding. Lineage: Eukaryota; Fungi; Ascomycota; Eurotiomycetes; Onygenales; Arthrodermataceae.